AUGGCAGUUCCCAAAUGCUACCGUUGUCGCGUCCGAUCAAUUGAAUGCCUUUAUCCUCAUCCCUCGACGCGACGAACCCUAGCGCGAAGUUCAAAAGCUCUUUCUCAAGAAACCGCAGGAAUCACAGUGGACGAAUCUCAAACAGACUCACAAAAUACGAGUAUCACAUCUGACAUAACCUUCGAUGCUGAUGACCUCGCCUUGCCGCCUUUCCCAGACUACGACUUGGAUUGGCAGGAAGCUAUGACAAAUCUCAAUGACUUCUUGGUACCUGACUUAUUGAAUCCGCAUGAUACCGCUGAGAAGAGUGUUUUGGCAGGAGAAAAAUACCAACGUCGAAUUGUAUACACCAUUGAGCGGUUCAAGUCAUACCCCAAGCAGUUGGUCCUCCACGGUCAAAUUCCUUUCAUCCAUAGAAGAAUAGUGGAAAAGUAUCUUCCCCCGCCACUUACUAGAACAUUGGCCAUCUGUGCUCUCUAUGAGAUAAAGUGCGAGACGAACCAACAACUGGUUUACAGUACAAUUCAGCAACAUGCUGAUGAGUUGAUUGAUCUCAUACAACUGGCCGACUCUGAUGUCGAUCUAUUGUCUUCGGUUCAGGCAUUCAUUCUACUACAGAUAAUUCGCCUACUAGAUGGAGACAUUCGGCAAAGAGCAAAUGCUGAAAAUGUGGAGACUUUCUUUGUCAACAGUAUUCGGCGCUUACAACAGCGCAUGAUUAGUGUUGAAGAGUCGACACAAAUCCUGAGCAGUCAAUUGAGGACACCAGGAUCUGAUGCGUGGGAAAUUUGGUGUCUUACUGAGAGCUUGAGACGCACGGUUAUUAUAGGAUAUAGCCUGCAUGGGCUGUACUCAUUCCUGAGGAAUGGCUGGGACGAUGCUCACCAUGAGUUCCCGGCGUUAUCGUUUUUUGGUCAAAGGGCUCUUUGGUCCUCCACAUCGAGAUUUGAGUGGGAGUCAGCUGUUGCUAAGUGUCAUACAUUGCCUAUACGCUUUGCUCACUGGGAGUCGGAUAUGGCCACGGCGAAACCGGAAGAUAUUGACGAACUUGGAAUUAUUAUGAUGGCACUUACGACGGGUAUAGAUGACUGCUGUCGCUGGGUCGGGAAUGACCUCCUUGAGAACUUUGGUCUCAAGCCAUGA
Messenger RNA from Fusarium subglutinans, 1143 nucleotides. RefSeq names its product RAS small monomeric GTPase. NCBI's taxonomy places the organism in Eukaryota, Fungi, Ascomycota, Sordariomycetes, Hypocreales, Nectriaceae. The coding region runs from base 1 to 1143 and encodes 380 amino acids. The record is from RefSeq and is a predicted model, not a curated record. The transcript has a single exon.